This is a messenger RNA of Seriola dumerili (greater amberjack), 978 nucleotides long. Its product is annotated as clavesin-1-like. Gene Ontology annotation, molecular function: phosphatidylinositol bisphosphate binding. The record is from RefSeq and is a predicted model, not a curated record. Lineage: Eukaryota; Metazoa; Chordata; Actinopteri; Carangiformes; Carangidae. Bases 1 to 978 code for a protein of 325 amino acids. Gene Ontology annotation, cellular component: membrane. The transcript is spliced from 7 exons.
AUGACACACCUACACGCCGGCCUAAGCUCCGAGACGACGGAGAAAGCUCGUUUGGAGCUGAACGAAAACCCGGACACUCUGCACCAGGACAUCCAGCAGGUGCGGGACAUGAUCGUGACGCGGCCUGACAUCGGUUUCCUGCGGACGGACGACGACUUCAUCCUCCGCUUCCUGAGAGCCAGGAAGUUCGACCAGGUGGAGACGUUCAGGCUGCUGGCCCAGUACUUCCAGUUCAGGCAGCAGAACCUCGACAUGUUCCAGAGCUUCAAGGUGGAUGACCCUGGUAUUAAGCGAGCGCUGAUGGACGGUUUCCCGGGCGUGUUGGAGACUCCAGAUCAACAUGGUCGAAAAAUCCUGAUCCUGUUCGCCUCCAACUGGGACCAGAGCAGGAACUCGUUCACAGACAUCCUGCGGGCGAUCCUGCUCUCCCUGGAGGUCCUGAUAGAAAACCCGGAGCUCCAGAUCAACGGCUUCAUCCUCAUCAUCGACUGGAGCAACUUCUCCUUCAAACAGGCGUCCAAGCUCACGCCCAACAUCCUGAAGCUGGCUAUCGAAGGCCUUCAGGACAGUUUUCCCGCUCGCUUCGGAGGAAUCCAUUUUGUGAACCAGCCGUGGUACAUUCACGCCAUGUACACCAUCAUCAAACCCUUCCUCAAGGACAAGACCAGGAAGAGGAUCUUCCUCCACGGUAACAACCUGAACUCGCUCCACCAGCUCAUCCAGCCCGAGUGUUUGCCGUCGGAGUUCGGCGGGACGCUGCCGCCGUACGACAUGGGCAUCUGGGCGCGAACGCUGCUGGGACCCGACUACAACGACGAGACGGAGUACACGCUGACGUACGACGCGCUGCACGUCAGGGAGAACUGUGGAGGAGGAGGAGACAAGGAGAUGAUGAAGAGGUCUCAGUCGGCCGUUGAACCAGGAACUCUCCGACAAACCGACAGAGAGACCAGCACGCCGCUACUGGCCCUGGACUGA